AUGUCUUCACAAGCCCUUCCAACUCCAACCAAUCGUAACAUCAUUCCACCACCCAAUCGUGGUGGGUUUUCACCACGUGAAUUGUUGUUCUUUCGUCAAAUGAUGCAUCGACGAGGAAAGUCCCUACCCCAGCAUCUUCGCGAACCCACACGGUCAUCCAUCACCCCACCGGCUCCACUCCCAUCGAUGCCAAACCCAAUCAACUCUCUUGGUCGGUUAAGAAAAGUACCUGUGUCCGUACCACUCGUUCAAAAAUCAACGCCCCUCAAGGCUCGAUCCAAGAAGUCGAUCCCACUGUUUACCAAAUUCGGUAAACCCAAACUUUCUCGUACGGCUUCGGGUAAACAUUCAUACCGACCUACGAUCAAAGGACGCAUCGUUCUUGUCACCGAUCCAUCGGAUCUUCCAAAACCAAUCCCUUCGGCUUCUCGAGUGCCACUUACGAAAGUCAAAGUGGUCAAAGUGGAACAAAAGAGCAAAACUCGUGAAGGGACAGACGCCGCUUCGACCACUGUCACUUCGACCGCUGUCACUUCGAACGAUGCCACUUCGACUGCUGUUGUUUCGACCGCUGUCCCUUCGGCAGAUGUCACUUUAAACGAUAUCUUUUCGAGCGAUGCCGCUUUGACCGAUGCCUUGGCCCAUCAGAUAUCAACCUCAUGGGUCCAAGAAGCUUAUGACAUGGUAUUUGGACCAUAA
Melampsora larici-populina 98AG31 is the source of this 699-nucleotide messenger RNA. RefSeq lists its product as uncharacterized. The transcript is spliced from 2 exons. Bases 1 to 699 code for a protein of 232 amino acids. NCBI's taxonomy places the organism in Eukaryota, Fungi, Basidiomycota, Pucciniomycetes, Pucciniales, Melampsoraceae. The record is from RefSeq and is a predicted model, not a curated record.